Molecule: messenger RNA, 1398 nt
Organism: Lathyrus sativus (Indian pea)
Lineage: Eukaryota; Viridiplantae; Streptophyta; Magnoliopsida; Fabales; Fabaceae
Source: the annotation of a GenBank genome assembly
AUGGCACAAUCUCUUAGAUUCACAGUGAAGAGGGGUGCUCCUGAAUUAGUUACUCCAUCGAAACCAACACCUAAUGAAGUUAAAUCACUAUCCGACAUCGAUGACCAAGAUCUGAUUCGUGUUCAAGUUCCAGGGAUACUAUUUUAUAACUAUGAUCCAAAUAUGAAAGGAAAAGACCCUGUUGAUAUAAUUAGAAAAGCACUUGCGAAAACACUUGUGUUUUAUUAUCCAUUUGCAGGUAGGUUGAGAGAAGGUGAUGGUAGGAAACUUAUGGUUGAUUGUACUGGAGAAGGUGUUUUAUUCAUUGAAGCUGAUGCUGAUGUUACUCUCAAAGAUUUCGGUAAUAAUAUUCUUCCUCCAUUUCCUUUUAUGGAUGAGGUUCUUUAUGAUGUUCCUGGCUCUUCAGACAUUAUUAACGCUCCAUUGAUGCUUAUUCAGGUAACACGCCUCAAGUGCGGUGGUUUCAUAUUCGCUAUUCGUGUGAACCAUACAAUGUGUGAUGCAUCUGGUUUAGUUCAAUUCAUGAAUGCCAUAGCUGAAAUAUCUCGUGGAAUGAAUGAACCUUCAGUCUCACCAGUGUGGUGCAGAGAACUUCUAAGCGCAAGGAACCCACCAAGAGUCACAUGUUAUCACCCCGAACUCGAACAAGCACCUAAUAACAAAGGAACCAUCAAUCUCAUAUCCUUAGACAAUAUGGUCCGAAGAACUUUCUUCUUUGGUCCCAAUGAGGUAGCCACAAUUCGCUCUCUCCUUCCAACCAACCAACAACAACAAUACUCCAAAUUUGAAAUCAUCACCGCUUUCCUUUGGCGUUAUCGUACAAUAGCGUUACAACUAGAUUCAAACCAAGAAGUUUCUAUGUAUUUCGCAGUCAAUGGACGUAGCAAAUAUGUAAACCUACAAUUACCAAAUGGUUACUAUGGAAAUGUUCUUGCAAAUCCUGCUAUUGUUACAACAGCAGGCAAAAUUGUUGAAAAUACAUUGGGGUAUAUGUAUGUAUUGAAUUUAGUUAAGAAUGCAAAAGCUAAAGUUACCAGAGAAUAUAUGCAUUCAUUAGCAGAUUUAAUUGUUAGCAAGGGUCGACCUUCGUUUACUCCGACAGAAUUUAUGCUUCUAGUGUCUGAUGUUACACAUUCGGGAUUUAAAGAUGUUGAUUUUGGUUGGGGAAAAGCUGUUUAUGGAGGACCAGCUGUCGAUUCUCCUAUUCAUAGUAUUGGUUGCUUGUAUUUACCUUUUACAAAUGCUAAAGGAGAGGAAGGUUUAGUCAUACCACUUUAUUUGCCAGCACAAGCCAUGGAGAGAUUUGUAAUAGAACUCGAUAGUGUGCUUAAAGGAAAUAGUGACCAAUCUGUUAAAAGUGAUCCAAAUAAAUCUGGUAUCAUCAAAUCUAGGUUGUAG